Molecule: messenger RNA, 2565 nt
Organism: Ichthyophthirius multifiliis
Lineage: Eukaryota; Ciliophora; Oligohymenophorea; Hymenostomatida
Product: v-type ATPase 116kda subunit family protein, putative
Exons: 7
Biological process (GO): vacuolar acidification; proton transmembrane transport
Cellular component (GO): vacuolar proton-transporting V-type ATPase, V0 domain; vacuolar proton-transporting V-type ATPase complex
Molecular function (GO): ATPase binding; proton-transporting ATPase activity, rotational mechanism
Source: RefSeq, a predicted model, not a curated record
AUGAGUUUGCUCAGAAGUGAUUAAAUGGGAUAUUAUAAUAUAGUAAUGCCAAGAGAAAGUGCUUGGGAAAUUCUAAAUGAAUUAGGUUAGCUAUCAACAGUAUAAUUUAUAGACUAACAUCCAUCAGAAAGCUUAUUUUAACGUGCUUUUUCUAAAGAUGUGAAAAGAACAGAAGAUAUAUAUGCUUAAAUAUAAGCAAUGGAAAUUGAAAUGUAAAAAUACUAAAAGCGAGUUGUUAAAUGUUCAGAUAUAAAACAAUAUUUUGAUAAUUUAAGAGUCUAUCUUAAUUCAAGAGGAAAAGCAGAACAUACAUACAUAAAUGAUGUUGAAGAAGAGGUUUCUCUAAAGUAUGGACAAUUUAAUGAAUAGUAAUUUAAUUAUGAUAGUCUUAUUGCAAGAUACUAAAGCUUAGUUGAAUACAGAUCUGUACUUAGAAAAUGUAAAGAAAUUCUUGGUGAUUAAAUUUACUUUAGGGCUAAAAACAUAUCAACAAAUCCAACUAAUCUACAAGAUAUAACUAACUAAGCAAGUAUCUAAUAAAAUGAAGAAUCAUAAGAUUUUUAAGAUGGAAGUUUAACUUAUUUGGCUGGUGCAAUAGAUGCUUAGGAUGUUUUGAGAUUUAAGAAAGUGAUAUUUAGAGCAACUAAAGGAAAUAAUUGGACUUUUACAAGUGAUAUUUUACAUGAAGCUGUGUAUAAGGGUGGAUCAUUUAAUAUGAUAAGAUAAAAAUUAAACAGAAUAUGUGAUUCAUUCAAUGCAUCAAAGUAUUCAUUGCCAUAAGAUGGUAAUGGUUACUCAAUGAAAUUAUUAGAAAUUGAAAAUUAUAUAACAGAUACAAGAAAUGUAAUUAUAUUUUUAAUUUAACUAAAAAAAAUAAAAAAAAAGUUAAUAACUAUGACUCGUUAAGCAAUCAACUCAAUUUUAGAUGAUUGGGUUUUAAUGAGACCAGGAUGCAAUUAUUCAUAUAUAGAAGAACUUAGACUAUUUGUUCUAAAAGAGAAACUUUUAUAUCAUAACUUUAACUUAUUGACAUAAAAAUAUACUAUUUUUUCUGGAUAUUUUUGGUGCCCUAAAUAAUAGGAUUCAGUAAUUUAUAAUGCUUUAGAAUAAUUAAGAAUUAGAAAACCAAAUAUAGCUGGAGGAUAAGUAUAAGAAGUAAAAAUACCUGAAGAUUUAGGACCUCCAACUCAUUUUAGAACAAACGAUUUUACUGCUCCUUUUUAAGAAAUUGUAAAUACUUAUGGUAUUCCAAGAUAUAGAGAAGUUAAUCCUGGACUGUUUUGUGUUAGUAUGUUCCCUCUUAAGUUUGGUAUUAUGUUUGGAGAUAUAGGUCAUGGUGGUGCUCUUUUAGCUUUUGGAGCUUUUUUGAUUCAUAAAGGUAAAGAUUUAUUAAGAACUCCUCUUGAAGGAUUUUAUUCUAUUAGAUAUUUGUUAGCUUUAAUGGGUUUCUUUGCAUUUUAUUGUGGUAUUAUUUAUAAUGAUUUCCUUUCUUUGCCUAUUAAUUUAUUCGGAACUUGCUAUAAAAAUGUUGGAGAAGCUGAAACUGAAUAAAUUGAAGGAUGCGUUUAUCCAGUUGGAUUCGAUCCAAAAUGGUAUAUCGCUAAUAAUGAGUUAAACUUCUUUAAUUCUUAUAAAAUGAAACUUGCUGUUACUUUUGGAGUUGCCUAAAUGGUGUGGGGUAUUUUUUUAAAAGGCGUAAAUUGUGUACAUUUCGGAUUGUGGGUGGAUCUUAUUUUUGAAUAAUUACCAUAAAUGGUAUUUAUGUUUUCUACAUUUGGUAUUUUUUUAUAUUUCUAAUUUUUUAAAAUAAAAAUAAAAGGCUAUAUGUGUUUUAUGUUUAUAUUUAAAUGGACUAUUCAUUACUAAGAAGGCUAUAUGGCUCCUUCUAUUAUUAAUUAAAUGAUAAAUCUUCCUUUAAAAUUAGGUAAGGUAUCUUAAACUGGAGGUUAAGACACUCCUUUAUUUCAAAAUAUUGAAUUUUAAGAAAAACUCUAGUAUAAUUUGUUAAUUAUUUCUGUUUGUUGUGUUCCUAUAAUGCUUUUAGUGAAGCCUUUAGUAUUUUUGUGCAAGCCUAAAAAAAAAAGCGAAGCAAAAUCUUAACAAGAAUAAUAAUUAUUAAACAAAGAAGAUUAAGAUGAACAUAAACAUGUAGAAUCUCAUGCAGCAGCAGGACAUGGACAUAGUGAUGAUUUUGGAGAAAUUUUCGUUCAUUAAAUUAUUGAAACUAUAGAAUUCGUUUUAGGUUCCAUUUCUAAUACUGCUUCUUAUCUCCGUCUUUGGGCUCUUAGUUUAGCACAUAGUUAACUUGCGAAAGUCUUCUUUGAAAAAACUAUUGGUGGAGGAAUUGCCGGAGGAAGCGCUUUAUAAGUAAUUAUUGGAUGGUUUAUUUUCUUAAAUAUUAGUAUUGCUGUACUUAUGUGUAUGGACUUGAUGGAAUGUUUCCUUCAUGCUUUACGUUUAUAAUGGGUUGAAUUUUAAAAUAAAUUUUUUAAAGCUGAUGGAUAUAAAUUUAUUCCAUUUAGUUUUUACUAAGUUUUGUUAGAUUCAUAAAAUGAAUAACAAUGA